Molecule: messenger RNA, 1459 nt
Organism: Oryza brachyantha (malo sina)
Lineage: Eukaryota; Viridiplantae; Streptophyta; Magnoliopsida; Poales; Poaceae
Product: transcription termination/antitermination protein NusG
Exons: 6
Coding region: 51-1049 (332 amino acids)
Biological process (GO): DNA-templated transcription elongation; transcription elongation-coupled chromatin remodeling
Source: RefSeq, a predicted model, not a curated record
UCUCCUCCAAAAUCCAAACUCCUCUCUCUCGUCUCGUCGCGGAGGAAGCCAUGAGCUUGGCUUAUCCGCUCCUCCGCCUCCCAUGCCGCUGCUCGCUGGCCGCGCCGCCGCCGCCGCUGCGGGCGUCGGCUGCACCGACUAUAUCGUUGUCCAUGUCGACGUCGGUCUCCGUGGAGGGAGGUGAGGGUGAGCUGACGGGGCGGGAGAGGCGGAAGCAGCGGGGGGAGAGGCGGGAGCUGCGGGCGCGGGACUGGAAGGAGGAGGUGCAGGAGCGGCUCAUCCACGAGCCGGCGAGGCGGCGGAAGAAGCCCCCGAAGAGGACGUGGCGGGAGAAUCUCAACCUCGACCUCCUCGCCGAGCACGGCCAGCAGUGGUGGCUCGUGCGCGUCUCCAUGGCGCCCGGCACCGACUACGUCGAGCUCCUCACCAAGGCGAUCUCACGAAGAUACCCUGAGCUCUCGUUCAAGAUUUAUAAUCCAUCCAUCCAAGUCAAGAAGAGACUGAAAAAUGGCUCAAUCAGUACAAAAUCAAAGCCUUUGCAUCCUGGGUUGGUCUUUCUGUAUUGCACCUUGAACAAGGAAGUUCAUGACUUCAUCAGAGACACUGAAGGUUGUUAUGGUUUUAUUGGAGCUACAGUUGGUUCUAUCAAAAGGCAGAUUAAAAAGCCUAAACCUAUUCCAGCUGAAGAAGUCGAAUCGAUUAUUAAGGAAGAAAAGGAGGAGCAAGAGAGAGUUGACAGAGAAUUUGAAGAAAUGGAAAAUGGAGGAAAUGUUGAGUCUUUCAAUAAACCCGUUGAAGAUUCUGAACUCAUGCUAAUGAAUAAGAUCAAGAGACAGUUUAAGAAAUCAACCUCCAAAAGUAGCACCAACCACAGUGCUUUUACACCUGGUGCUAGUGUUCAUGUUCUUUCUGGACCUUUCGAAGGCUUCACUGGUUCCCUCCUGGAAGUAAAUCGCAAAAAUAAGAAGGCCACUCUUCAGUUGACACUUUUUGGGAAGGAGAGCUUUGUGGAUCUAGAUUUUGACCAAAUUGAGGCAGUUGAUACUUAAUGGUAAACAAAAAAAGUCUUGCGAAUCAUUAGUUUUUGUCAGUACAGCUGGGGCCCGGAGGAAAAUAGCUAAGAGCUUCAUUACAUUGAAUCCAUUGAACACUGAGCAACUACCGUGACAAAACUGUUACCUUGUGGGCUACCUCGAGAACUGACCAGAGAUGCUGGAAUGCAAGCUUAUAAAACAUGACUGCAUGAGGGUUAGAUUUGUUGAAGCAGGAAAGUCACAACAUACAUCCAUCUGGCUUCUCUCAGUUUACUUAUAGCUGUCGUGUAGUAGAAAACAAGGUUCAAACUUUUUAGGUUGGUGUCAAUAGAUGCAUAGGCUAUUCGUUUCAAAAUGUUUGUUGAUACCUACAUUUAUCAACGAAUUUAAUAAAAAAGCAGCAUUCUUUGCACUGAGUUUUUUUU